Messenger RNA from Sinocyclocheilus rhinocerous, 1333 nucleotides. Its product is annotated as 26S proteasome non-ATPase regulatory subunit 8-like. The transcript is spliced from 7 exons. Gene Ontology annotation, biological process: proteasome-mediated ubiquitin-dependent protein catabolic process. Gene Ontology annotation, cellular component: proteasome regulatory particle, lid subcomplex; proteasome regulatory particle; nucleus. The record is from RefSeq and is a predicted model, not a curated record. Bases 69 to 872 code for a protein of 267 amino acids. NCBI's taxonomy places the organism in Eukaryota, Metazoa, Chordata, Actinopteri, Cypriniformes, Cyprinidae.
AACAUUCUUUACGACAGCGUACUGCCGUGUUCUGACAGACCGGUGUCGUACGUUUUUGCAGAAUCACCAUGGCGUCUGUGUUGAAAGAGACUGCGGGGUUAUAUGAAACGUUGAAAGCCGAGUGGAAUAAGAAGAAUCCAAAUCUUAAUAAAUGUGGUGAGAUCCUGAGCAAGCUAAAGAUAUCCCUGUUGGAGUUGAACUUUCUACCAACUACUGGGACCAAACUUACCAAACAGCAGCUUAUCCUUGCCAGAGAUGUUCUGGAGAUUGGAGCACUAUGGAGCAUUCUGAAGAAAGACAUCCCCUCCUUUGAACGCUACAUGGCUCAGCUGAAGUGUUAUUACUUUGAUUACAAGGAUGAGUUGCCUGAGUCAGCCUACAGGCACCAGUUGCUGGGUCUCAACUUGCUCUUCCUGCUGUCUCAGAACAGAGUGUCUGAGUUCCACACAGAGCUGGAAAGACUGAGCGCAAAAGUCAUCCAGACAAAUGUCUACAUCAGACAUCCAGUUUCAUUAGAGCAGUAUCUGAUGGAGGGCAGUUACAACAAGGUAUUCCUUGCCAAAGGAAAUAUUCCUGCUGAGAGCUACACCUUCUUCAUUGACAUUCUUCUUGAUACGAUUCGAGAUGAGAUUGCAGGUUGUAUAGAAAAAGCUUAUGAACAAAUUCAAUUCAGUGAGGCCACACGGGUGCUUUUCUUUUCCUCUCCGAAAAAGAUGACAGAAUAUGCGAAGAAAAGAGGCUGGACUCAGAGUCCUGAUGGAUACUAUUCAUUCAGUACCCAGCAUCAAAAAACAGAGGAAGUGACCAUCCCCUCCACAGAACUGGCCCAACAAGUCAUCGAGUAUGCAAGGCAGCUGGAAAUGAUUGUGUAGUGUGGAUAUAACAGUGUUUAGACACAUGUAUACAUAAAGGUUCACAUUUGUUUAUCCAAAUAUACAAAUAAAACCAUUGUACAGUGGCCAUAUAUCUGUACUCAGUUUAGACACAGGAUGACACGGCUGCAAAUAAUGACUCUCAGAGGACGAGACCAGAACUCUUUAGCUUACAAGUUAUCAAUAUCUACCUGUAUCAGGGUCUCUGUAUGAUUAUCUGCUGGGUGUGUCAACCCUCCUGCAUUACUGACGAACAUCUAAUGACUGGGUCUCUUUUUUUUUUUUCUAAAUAAUCAUUUAAUAUGUCUUAUUUUGAAUAUUCACAUGUUGUUCCUCUCAACAAGGAUGGCUUUUAGCUAGAGUGAGCUUGUGUAAAAAUGAAAAAAAGACAAUUGGCCUGGCUGGUAUUGUCACAAGACAUUGACGUUUCUGAUGAAUAAAGCGUUUUUCUGAUUCUUUUA